Messenger RNA from Symbiodinium natans, 3573 nucleotides. NCBI's taxonomy places the organism in Eukaryota, Dinophyceae, Suessiales, Symbiodiniaceae. The record is from the annotation of a GenBank genome assembly.
AUGCGGCUCUUGGCCUGGCGGCUGCUCUUGCAGCUCUUACAGAGCCUGCGUUGUGUAGAUGGGAGCGACCAGUGCCCGGGAUCACAGGGGACUGAGGGGCUGGUGCUCUGCAGGGAUCUCUCAGAGUCCCGGGUGCCGUUGGUGCCACUGGCACCGGAGCUGAGAUUUCGCCAAGGCGAGAGCCCUCGCGAUCUCCGUGAAGUGCUGUGGCCCAGGCCCCGCACGGUGGCCUUGCGGCAUCAGGGACAUGACGUGAACCCGGGCCCAACUCGCCACAUCCAGCCUCUUCGAGUCGACCCGUGCAAUCUGGCAUUCAACUUGAGCGUGCCAGCAGGAGACAUGGCCGCGGUGCUAUGGUCCUUGGAGCACUUCUGUUGGAGGCUCUGUGCCCCACGUCGUGACGAGGAUUCCAAGGAUGACAGCUGCCAGUGGGACGAUGGUACCAGUCGGGUGGAGAUCGAGAUCCAAACAGGGACGAAGCCUGGUUCGAUCUCACCGAGUUUGCACAUGGAGGAGGAGUAUCAGCUCGAAGUGGCUGGCGCACCUGGCGCCGCUGUCGCCGCCCUCGCCAAGCUGUCCAGCGCAGCGAUCCACGGAUUCCACCGCGGCCUGGAGACCCUGCUGCAGGUCGUCGAUGCCCUCGGCCUCCAGAAGGAGGGAACUGAGGAGGGAGCCGGGGAGGGAGCUGAGGAGGGUGCGUGGGCCUGGGCCCCGGGCCACUUCCCCAAUGGAAGUUUGGACCUCUGGAUCGAGGAUGCUCCCAAGUUUGCAUGGAGGGGACUGCUGUUGGACACUGCGCGACACUUUGUGCCACUCCAGGUGAUGGAAUCCUUGCUGUUUACGAUGGCAGCCAACAAGCUCAACGUUCUCCACUGGCACAUAACAGACGCCAUGAGCUUUCCUUUGCAGCUGAAGUCCUUGCCAUUGCUCGCAGAAUUGGGUUCUUUCGGAGCCAACAAGACGUAUUCAGAGGCAGCUGUGAAGCACAUCGUGGCUCUGGCCAACAACUUUUCCAUCCGAGUUGUUCCAGAGCUGGACAUGCCCGCGCACACAGCCAGUUGGAUCUUUGGCGAGCCGGAGGCAGUCUCUAACUGCACCCACGUCCUACCAGAGGACCCGAACGAUGCCAAGAACCCAUUCAAAGCGAGGGACAAGCUGGCUUUGGACAUUUCUUCCAAACGGACCAAGCAGGUUGUGUCUGCAAUUCUCGAAGAGGUUGCAGGGCUUUUUCCGGACGAGUUCCUGCAUGUGGGAGGUGACGAGGUGGACUACCGGUGUUGGACGACCAUGCCGCACAUCAAGGCAUGGAUGAAAAAGCAAGGAUUUGGGCCAUCCCAGGCCCUGCAAUACUUCUUUGACCACGUCUUCAAGGAGGUGCAAAGGCUGGGCAAGCGCCCUUUGGUUUGGCAAGACUCGUUUGACCAGGGUCUCAAGCUGCCGAAGGAGGCAGUUGUGCAGCACUGGAAGUGCUGGGGCAGCGUGGGCCCAGGGAUUCGAUGGUGGCCUCAGGCCGAGCCCGCAGCGCAGCUUGGCCACGCCUCGGCUUAUGCGGCCACCGAGAUGGGGCUCUCCGUUGUGCAGAGCAGCUGUUGGUAUCUCGACUGGGACUCCCAGUGGACAGACUUCUAUGGCCAUGCAGCCGAAGAAGGCCCUUUGGCCUCAAGACCCCGGAAUCAGUUGCUUGGCGGUGAAGUUGCCCUGUGGACGGAGCGGAUCGACUUCACCAACCUGGCCUGCCGGACUUGGCCUCGUGCUGCGGCCGUCGCGGAGCGUCUCUGGUCCCAGAUGCCGCUGGAGGUCCACAGUCGGGAGGUGGACCAGGUGGAGCAGCGUCUAGCCGCCCAUAGCAGCCGUCUUCUUCGGCUGCACCGGGUGGCCUUGAGGCCUCUCACAACGUCCCGCGACGAAUGGUUCCAGGUGCCUGAGAACCUACGCGAUGUGGAUGGGACAUGCCCUCUCCUAGUCAACCAGUUGUCUGUUGCGAUGCUGUGCCGUGUGGAGGUGAUCGACAGAGGUGGGUGGGUUUUCUGGGGCGGGCCUCUCAUGGGCCGGCUACGUUUGGACAGCCGGUGCCUCCAGACCUUCGCGCGGCUUGUCAAUGUGAGACGAACACGACAAGCGGUGCCAGUGGGCUUUGUUUGGACCAAGCUGGACUUGCGGCGAAGCUUCCUGGCCUUUACGCUGGAGUCCUGGCGCUAUGAUCCUGAUCUUUGUCUGAUAUGGGCAGCCUUCUGCACAACCUCACCCCUUACGCUUGCCGAUGGCAUUUGCUUGGCCAAGACCCGAAGGUCCGCGACGGAGGCCUUGAAGCUGCUGGCUGGCAUGGAGAGCGGCAAGGAUCACGUGGACAAUGGGCGCCCUGCGCCUGAGGUCUGCGUGGCAGACGCGGAUACCUUGCAUGCAGACGAGACGCUGUCCUGUCAGCAUCCGAUGCUCAAAGUAGCCUCCAACGUGCAGCAGCAGGAGGUUUCCACUCUCCCUUUUGAUUCUUGGAGUGGCCACGCUGAAAAUGUUUCAUUGAAGCCCUGGCAAUCCAGUGGGUUUAGCUUGAUUGCGCGUUUGGCGAAAUCAGUCCACAGCGAGGUCCAUUACUGUCAGGACAACGCUGGAAUCACCGGCGUUGCGAAGGUGGUGUCGAAGAACAUCGCGAAAAAGAAGGACAACAGCGAAGAGUCUGUGUGGUUGAGUCCAAGUGGCGGUGACAUUCAGUCGUUUGAAGACAUCCGAAGUGAAAUCGCCGUGUUAACAUUCCUCAGCAACUGCGCGUAUUGCCCACGCAUCAUUGACAUCUUGGGAUCCUUCGAGGACGCAUUGUGUAUCUACCUUGUCACCGGCUAUUGUGAGGAAGGCGACCUCUUUGAGCGAGUGGCCUACGGAGAUCCUCUGGCCGAAGCAGAAAAGAAGCGCUAUGUAAGCGAGCUCCUUCAAGGGGUGCGCCACCUCCAUCAGCACAACAUCGGGCACCGUGACAUAUCUCUUGAGAAUGUGCUGCUCAGGAAGGGAAGUUGCGUGUUGAGCGACUUCGGUCAGGCUGUGCAGCUGAAAGCACGGGACGGAACCGUUCUUCGGUAUUUCGUGGAAGCUGGAAAGAGCAUGUACCGCUCGCCGGAGAUGUACGUGCCGCGGGCAAGCCACGUGCAGGUGGUGUGCCCGGCUGAUGGAAGGCCUGGAUCGCGGUCCCUGGUCUCCCACGCAACUGCGAGAUGUGAAGUUCUGUUGCCUGCCGAUGCCGUGCCUGGACAGCCUUGCAAUGCAACUCCAUUCGGUUACGCUGCAGCACCUGCAGACAUCUUUGCCUGCGGCGUUUGUGCCUUCGUCCUGGCAGUCGGCAAGCCACCGUGGACAACAGCGCUUGACUCGGAUCCCUCCUUCUCUUUCAUUCGUCGACAUGGUGUGGCCAACUUGCUCCAGCAAUGGAAAGGUGGGGCGCGCGGCCCUCCAAGCAAGACUGAGGAGGUCACACUGUUAGCAGAUAUGCUCCGCGUGGACCCCGUGCGACGAAGCACCUCUGACGAGUGUUUGCGGAACGCCUGGCUGGAAGCCGUGAUUCGGAAUCGCUCCAAGACAGCCUGA